This is a messenger RNA of Neltuma alba, 1678 nucleotides long. Its product is annotated as pre-mRNA-splicing factor cwf23-like. NCBI's taxonomy places the organism in Eukaryota, Viridiplantae, Streptophyta, Magnoliopsida, Fabales, Fabaceae. The record is from RefSeq and is a predicted model, not a curated record.
UUGCACUACUUAUCACCACUGUGUAUUCUGUCUAUUGUGCUUGGAUGUAUGUUGGGUGGCUUGGCUUGCUAUUGGCUCUAAAUCUGUCAUUUAUUUCAAGCGAUGUUCUAAUAUACUUCCUCAAGAAAAGGAUAAAUGAGCAAAGUCAAUUCAAUGCUUCUGAACAUAGAGCUGGAAUGCAAGGUCAGCCAGAUUUCUCUAGUGAUGAGCCAAUGCACGCUUACUCUGAAAAUGGGGCUGGAUCGUCUGCGGAUCGAAAUGCUGGAGUACCUUCAACUAGUGGGGUUGACUCUGAUUUACCUUCUGAAGAUGAAGUCGUCCGUUUGUUGAACUGCUCUGAUCAUUACUCAGUAUUGGGCCUGACCCGCUAUCAGAACAUUGAUGCCUCACUAGUGAAACGGGAAUAUAGGAAAAAGGCAAUGUUGGUGCAUCCUGAUAAAAAUAUGGGUGGUGAUGAAAAGGCAGCAGAAGCUUUUAAGAAACUUCAAAAUGCUUAUGAGGUUCUUAUGGACUCCUUGAAACGGAAAGCUUAUGAUGAUGAAUUGAGGAGGGAGGAGCUUCUGAGUAUCUUUCGCAGGUUUCAGACUGCUUCUCAAUCUCAAAAGAAUGGUAGGCAUGGAUUCUUCCCUUCAGGAUUUGCACGAUCAGAUGCAGAUGGUGAUGACCCUUUUGGUGAUUCAAGGCGAAUAUCAUGCAAAAAAAUGCGGCUGCUUUCAUAUAUGGAUACACACAAAAAACAGAAGUCUCGGGCAAGAUGGUGCCAGGAUUGCCAAGAUUUUCAUCAAGCCAAAGACGGUGAUGGAUGGGUUGAACAGUUGUCCCAGCCAUUUCUUUUUGGAUUGCUGCAGAAGGUGGAUGUGCCUGCUGCUUAUGUGUGUGCUGAAAGCCAGAUAUAUGAUGCCACGGAAUGGUAUACCUGUCAGGGUAUGAGAUGUGCGGCAAAUACUCAUAAGCCAAGUUUUCAUGUAAACACUAGUUUAACAUCAAAGCAUGGUUCAAGUAAAGGAUCACAUUCGGGUCAAAGAGGUGGUCGGAUGCCAACAAUGAAUGUGGAGGAAACCAUGACAGAAGAGGAGUUUUUUGAGUGGUUACAGAAUGCAGCACAGGCAGGCAUGUUCGACAAUUUUGGUGGCAGCACUGCUGCCGAGAGUCCGUCUAACUCCGGGAGCGGGAUGAAAAAUCCUGGCAGUAGCGGCAGCAGUGGAAGCGGAAGCAAGAGAAAGAAAAAGGGAAAGAAACAACGAUGAGAGCAAAGUCAUCUUCUAUAUCAUUGAGGGCAGGACUUGUGGGUACUUUUUAGUCUCGAAGAUGGUGGGAAACUCGGAACCCAUUGUAUAGUGUUAUUAUCCCCAGUUAUAUCUGCUGUCCCUUGAUUUUCGGGUAUUUUGUCCACUGCAAUAUGAUAGCCUUAAGAAUAGAUGGCAUGGCAAUGAUCCUUUUGCCCUUGAUUUUUCCCAGCCAAGUUGCUAUACGCUUAAAACCUUCAGAGUUGAACCUCUGAAGAGAGGGUGAUAAUAGUAAACCCCAAACAUCAUACUUAGUCUCUUUCUGCUCAUGUUCAGAGAAAAUGUUGGUGUUAUCACCAAUCGAUGCAGUUAGAUCAGCGAAACAGCUUUAUAUUAUUGUCAGAGGACAUUUGGAAUAGAAUAAGAGCAAUAGCACACGAGAUAUUCACAAA